CUGUGUACACUCUCAAUCGAGACACAAUGAUGGCAGCGUCUGAAGAGGAGGAAAGAAAAAUCAAAUGUCUGCUGGAAAGAUUUGCGGAGAAACUUCAACAACUUGGGCUUGAAGGUAGAGUAAGGAACAUAAUGGCUAACAAACCAGAAGAAGGAAUCCUUCGAGCCAUUGAAGAAGAGGACCCUGAACUGCUCGUGAUGGGCUGUCGAGGAAAGAGCACGCUUCGUCGGACAUUUGUCGGCUCGGUCAGCGACUAUCUGGUGCAUCACGCGCCUUGCCCAGUGGUCGUCUGCAAGCGUCCCCAGAAAAGCAAAUAG
Messenger RNA from Candidula unifasciata, 317 nucleotides. NCBI's taxonomy places the organism in Eukaryota, Metazoa, Mollusca, Gastropoda, Stylommatophora, Geomitridae. The record is from the annotation of a GenBank genome assembly.